UUACAUGUAUAUAUAUAGAGUAGCGCCGCAACAGAGCCAUGCAUUACACAAAGCAGAAAAUUGAAAUGGCAGCUAUUGAGAAUGUGGAUGUGGUGAUAGUAGGAGCAGGAAUAGCAGGUUUAGCCACGGCAGUGGCACUCAAGAGAGUCGGGGUUCGAGCCUUGGUGCUUGAGAGAGCCAAAGAGCUUCGAACCACCGGUGCUGCCUUGACACUAUUUCCAAAUGCUUGGCUUGCACUUGAUGCUUUGGGGGUCUCGCACAAGCUCACUUCCGUUUACAAGCCGAUCCUAAAGAUAUUCGCGACCGAUAUUCGUACUGGAGCUGUACAGGAACUUGCAUUGACGGCAAAAAACAAAAAUGAUUUGGGGCCUCGAACAGUGCAUCGUAGUGCCUUAUUAGAGGCAUUAGCAGAGGAAUUGCCAGUCGACGCAAUCCGUUUCUCUUGCAAGAUAACUGGGAUUGAGACUCAAUCAAAACAAAACUCUUCCAUUGCUUCAAUAAUUCACAUGGAAGAUGGAACUACUAUUGAAACUAAGAUUUUAGUUGGGUGUGAUGGAGUACAUUCAAUGGUGGCUCAUUGGUUGGGACUUAGAGAGAUUGCCAAUUCAGGCAGAUCGGCUGUUCGUGGAAUAGCUGUGUACCCUGAAGGGCAUGGUCUGAAACAAGAAGUCCAACAGUGUCUAGAUGAAGGGAAGAGAGGUGGAUUUGUUCCUCUCAAUGAGAAAGAGCUUUAUUGGUUUGUCGCCUUUCAAUCUCCACAUAAUGGAGAAAUAAUGGUAGGAAAGCCAGAACUGAUACACAGUGAAGUGCUUGAGAACUAUGCCAAGAACUUCCCUCCAAUGUUCAUCGAUGUAGUUCGGCAUUCAGAUCUUUCGAGACUGUCGAUCGCUCCGCUUGUUUUCAGGUAUCCUUGGGACAUUAUAUUUGGCGAUCUAAGCAAGGGAAAUGUCACCGUAGCUGGCGACGCAAUGCACCCAAUGACACCUGACUUAGGACAAGGAGGGGGUUCAGCCCUUGAAGAUGCAGUACUACUUGGUCGCUACAUUGGCAAAGCGUUUAUCGAACACCAGAAACUUGAUUCCAAGGACAUCAAUCAAGCCAUACAAGGCUAUGUUAAUGAAAGGAGGUGGCGCGUCGCGGCUUUGGUGGCAGGGUCGUAUGUAUCCGGUUGGGCGCAACAAGGAGGGGCUGGUUGGUUGAAGAAAUUCAUCAGAGAUUCAAUUUUCUACAAAUUUCUUCUUUAUGGGAUUGCGAAGCUUCAACUCUAUGAUUGUGGGAGACUACCAACUGUUUCAUCUAAUGCUGAUGGAGUGGAGCAAAAUUCAAGUAAGAUGGACUAGAAUGUAUUCUCAGUGUCAUAUGAGAUUUUGUUUUUUUUGUUUAGCUGUGUGAUGAAAACUAAUACGUUGAUUGUUUGUGUGUGGUACUCAACAAAAAAUGUGAUAAUAAAAGAAAAUAAAUGUACCAUUUGUACCCA
This is a messenger RNA of Tripterygium wilfordii, 1477 nucleotides long. RefSeq names its product monooxygenase 2-like. The record is from RefSeq and is a predicted model, not a curated record. The transcript is spliced from 5 exons. Gene Ontology annotation, molecular function: FAD binding. NCBI's taxonomy places the organism in Eukaryota, Viridiplantae, Streptophyta, Magnoliopsida, Celastrales, Celastraceae. The coding region runs from base 39 to 1340 and encodes 433 amino acids.